Podospora bellae-mahoneyi is the source of this 2855-nucleotide messenger RNA. It is a transcript of the gene ARP8, whose product is annotated as Actin-like protein arp8. The record is from RefSeq and is a predicted model, not a curated record. Gene Ontology annotation, biological process: regulation of DNA-templated transcription; double-strand break repair. Gene Ontology annotation, cellular component: Ino80 complex. The transcript is spliced from 3 exons. Lineage: Eukaryota; Fungi; Ascomycota; Sordariomycetes; Sordariales; Podosporaceae. Bases 597 to 2855 code for a protein of 752 amino acids.
GAUUAAAAAAUAUAGUUAUUUUAUGAAUGUUAUUCACUGUGUCACUUCAGCUUGCUGUGAAGAUCUGGUGGUCGUCGUCCAAUGUAAGUCGUCGACAAAAUCAUUAAUGUCCCCAUCAGGAAGGCGGUGAGCAUGCUCAAGCCGCCUUCCCCAGAUUCGGCUAGCGUAGAGGUACAACCAUCAGCAUCCCCAACGGCGCGCUGUGAAGCUCGCAAACCAAUGGCGGCCAAAUUCCAGCAGCAGCCAGCUUGAGGCGGCACGAAAUAGAAAAGAGCAACUCCAACGUCUUGCCCACAAACAGGAGCGCACAUGGAUGAAAAUUUGGGCCUGAAUAGCCUCGACCAGCCACCACAAUACCUCCCCGCGCAUAUCGGCUUCUACUUGCUCCGUCAACCGUCUCCAGGUACCUCCCGAGACGAGAAGCGCGUUCGGAAUUAAUACCCUUCUUCCACCGUGUCCAAGCAACGCCUCCGACCGAACGAGUGAUCUUAAAGUUUUGAUUCCAACGCUUGACCUGCCAACAACAGCUUCGAUAGAUCCAACAGCAAAUAUCAGCAGAAGAUAUAUCAACAGCAACACCAGAUACCCCAGCCAAGAUGGUCGGCAAAGUCAGCGAGCGUGUCCUCGCCAGGGAGGGACUCGAGCGCACCGACAAUGGCAUGAAGCAAACGAGCUGGCCCGACGUGCCACCAAUUAAUCAGAAGAAUUACUACACGGACUACAUGAAGCGCGAUGACCAGAUCUUGUCGCUGAGGCUUCAAGCAGAGGCGAACCGAGACCGACUGGUACAAAACGCCAAAGACCGCGAUCGCGCACUCAACAACACCAAUGGCGACGUAACGCUUCCCGUCGACGACCUCCAGGGCGAGGAUGGUGGCCCUUCGUCGUCUUAUAUGGACCCGUCAAAGAUUAUCGUGAUACACCCGGGAAGUCAAAACUUGCGACUCGGCUUUGCGAGCGAUGCCCUCCCCAAGACCAUUCCCAUGGUACUUGCGACCAAGUACCCGCAAACCGAGUCUGAGAUGUACGAGGCGCUACCGCGGCGCAAGUUUGAGGAGCGGGGCAUGGAUCAACAGCACGGCGAGGAAUGGUCAAAGAAGUACCAGAAGGCGUGCAACGACCUGAAGGUGGACAUGCGCCAAAACAAGCGGAAGGUGCUGCCUAAUUCCAAGGACCUUGUUGUCAACUUCAACAGAAGAACAGAACCAGAGAUCAUCUCGCAGCACAAUGACCCACUCCAAGUCGAAUGGACCGAUGUCAGCACGCUGGAGGACGGUGGUUCAGAAUCUGCAGUAUUCAUUGGCCACCAAGCCCAGCGCGUGCCAGAUGAUUCAAAUCCCAAGUUCAAGCUGUGGCGGCCGAUUCAGAAUGGCUGGUUGAACGAGAACGAGUACCCUACUCAGGCACAUCUUUUCAACGACCUUGAGACAUUACUAGACCGAGCCUUUCGGUGGGAACUGGGACUGAAGAAGAGCACAGAGUGGAAGCAGUACAGCUGUGUCAUCAUUAUCCCAGAUCUUUACGACAAGAAGUAUGUCGAACAACUUCUACAUCUUUGCAUCGAAUGGUUCGAGUUUAGCAGGGUUGCGUUCAUUCAGGAGAGCAUGGCCGCGACCUUCGGUGCUGGUUACACUCAGGCCUGUGUGGUGGACUGCGGUGCGCAAAAGACCUCCAUCGCUUGCGUGGAAGAUGGUCUCUGUAUCGAAGACUCGCGCAUCAACCUCAAGUUUGGCGGCUGGGAUGUCACAGAGACUUUCAUCAAGAUGAUGCUCUAUGAUAAUUUCCCAUAUCAAGAGAUCAACCUCCGUAGGAGAUAUGAUUUCCUGCUGGCCGAGGAACUCAAGAUCAAGUAUUGCACUUUGUCGCAAGCCAACAUCUCGGUCCAAAACUACGACUUCCACCUCCGCGCUCCGAACCAGCCGACGCGGAAGUACAUGUUCAAGUGCUACGAUGAAGUUAUUCUCGCCCCUAUGGGUUUCUACGAUCCAUCGAUAUUCGACAACAGCCACAAACUGGACAAGAGGCGACAGCUGAUCGACCGGUCCUACAACGCUUAUGAUGUCGACAUGCCUGACGAUCCUACCUCUGCCGCCCAGCUCGCCAUCCUGGCACAUAUCCAACCCUCCGUCACCCAAACCACCAUCCCGGCAUCUUCCUUCACCGGCGCCCCUGGCGAGAUGGGUAUGGCAACCCCAAGUAAGGAAAGGUCCAACCCGUUCAACUUCCUCGGCCACAACAACAAUGCCAGCGCGACCCCAGGCACAUCCAAAGCCCCCUCCCCAGCCCCGGACGCUGGUGUCUCAACCCCCGUCCCCGCCCCUUACAUAUUCGGCGCAUCCUCCCGUGAUCUCAACGGCUCCCCCGCCCCCUCCGCCCGCAACGGCGGCACCCCCGCACCAAACGGCUCCUUCCUCUUACCAACAACCUCCUUCGACAACAACCCAACCUCAAACCAACCCCUCCAGCGAACAGCCAAAGAUCUCGCCACUGAGCGGGACUCUGUCCUCCCCGUCGCCCCCCUCGACAUCGCAAUCAUGACAUCAAUCCAAAACGCGGCCAAGGGGGACGAGAAAAAGGUGAGAGAGUUGCUAGGGAGCAUCAUGGUUGUCGGCGGGGGUGCCAAGAUUCCGCAUUUUGCCCCGUUCUUGGAGGAGAGGUUGAGGGCGAGGAGGCCGGAUCUGCAGGACAAGAUUUUGGUGAGCAGGAGCGCGAGGGAGAUGGACGAGCAGGUUGUUGUUUGGAAGGGGGCGAGCGUGUUUGCCAAGCUGGCGACGAAUGAUAGUUGGAUUACGGGGGGAGAGUAUAAGGUGCUGGGGAGUAGGUGUGUUUAUCAUAAGGUGCUUUGGCAGUAUUAG